CCGUUGUUUUGGAAGUGGCUUAAUAGUAUGACCGCACCGGACAGCUUUGGGGGAAACUAUCGAAAGGCACAUUUUAACACAUGUAUAUCAGUCUAUCAUUGCGUAAAAGUACCCAAAAAUUUCGAAAUCCCAAAUUAACACAUAGAACGCCGGUUAGAUCCGUGCGCUGCCGGUUCCGUGCCUUCCGUACCUGCACUUGCCCCACGUCCGGAGGAUAUCCUAUUAGCCACCGAGGAAGUGGAUCAGCGCUAUGGCUUCGGAUCAUGAAGAGUCAGACGCCGAGCUGGAGGAGAACUACUACACAUUUCUGAAUUUACCACGGGAUGCCACUGCGGAGCAGAUAAACACGGCUUACCGGAAACAGAGUCGCAUUUACCACCCGGAUAAGCAUCUUGACCCGGACAGCAAAAAGAAGGCGGAGAUCAUGUUCAAUCGAACUAAGCGAGCCUACGAGGUGCUGUCGGAUCCCCACCAGCGGGCCAUUUAUGACUCGGUGGGAGAAAAGGGUCUGCGCACCGAGGGCUGGGAGAUCGUUCACCGGACCAAGACGCCGGCAGAGAUUCGGGAGGAGUACGAGCGCUUGGCGCAGGCUGCUGCCGAGAGACGUCUUCAGCAAAGAACAAAUCCUCGCGGCAACAUCACCAUUAAUGUAAACGCCACUGAAAUAUUUGCUCCGUACGAUGAUACGGAAAUGCCGCGCGUGGAGAUCGGCUCUAUGAGCAUUGCCCAGUCUAUAGAAGCUCCAAUCACGCGUAAGGAUAUGAUCAUCAUGAGUGGCAACCUGUACUCUUCAAAUGGCAACGGUAGUGGCGGUUUCGUAGUAGCUGGACGCCGGCUGCUCAAUAAAGGAUGGCUGGAGCUUUGUGCUGGUGCGGGAAACGGCUUCUUACUUGGUCUCAAGGGUGGACGCACUUUGACGCAGAAGCUUACGCUUAACGGUGGUACAAACCUGAACUUCCGGGAUAACGGGGUGAUACCUGCCUUGUUUUCAACGCUAGCCGUGCAGCUGGACAAGCACACCAUGGGAAGUCUGACGUUAAACGCUGGUCCUCAAUCCUCCAUGUCUACGCAGAUCGAUCACUCCAAGGAGAACUACUCGCUGAGCACAUCCUUUGUGAUUGGCACGCCGCAUGUGUACUUUGGUCUCUCUUACACCCGAAAGCUGAUGGAAAAUGAGCUGAAGCUGAAACUGGCCACCAAAGUGGGAACUUUCGGAUUCUUGGGCGAGUACGGUGUGGAAAAGAAGGUUUCCAAAUACAGUUCGGUGACGGCAACGGUUUCAAUUGGCGUGCCUUCCGGAGUCAUACUGAAAUUUAAAAUAAUUCGUUCAAAUCAAUCGUAUGUAUUUCCCAUCCACUUGAGCGAUGAAAUAGUUCCUGCUGCCGUUUUCUACGCCUCGGUGACUCCGGUUAUCGCGUGGUUCGUCAUUAAGAAGACAGUGAUGGACCCUAUGGAGGCGGAGAAGAAAAGUAUCGAGGUGGAGCGAACGAAACGGCAGAACGAACAAAGGCUGACGGCCAAGCGGCAGGAGGCAAGUGCUGCUGUCCACUUGAUGCAGCGCACCUACAAUCGGAUUAUGACCGAAGAGCUGGAGCGGAUGGGUCUGAUUGUGACGCGGGCUGUAUACGGCUGUACCGUGGAGGGUAGUACUCAGUUCAAACCGGAGCAAUCGCUGGACGUAACAAUACCUAUUCAGUGCCUCGUUAAAGACGGAACCCUGCAGCUUUAUGAGUCAUCAAAGAGCGACCUGCCUGGAUUCUAUGAUCCGAGCAUCGGAGAUGAGAAGAUCCUGCGAAUCGAGUAUACCUAUCAGAAUCAGUUCCAAGUAAUCAACGUCAAGGACAAUGAGGCGCUGCGACUUCCAAUGCCUGGAUAGUGUGACAUCGCUGCGCUGCACUGAACUGCACUGCCCGGCAAUUAGUAUAAAUCUUCAGUUGUGUUUGUAUCUUGUUUUUAUUCUUUAUAGAAAAGACCCAUUCCCAGGACAUGGGGAAAAUAUCGCUUGUUAGUAUAUUUCCCCCCAUUUACAAUGCCACUCUGUAAUUCCCCAUUUUUGGGAUAGCUAUGAGAUCCGAAUCGCGCAAUAAAUCAGAUAACGAAAUAGAUUGGAAAUGAGAAAUAUAUGAUAUUUUGAGAUAUUUUUUCGAAAA
This is a messenger RNA of Drosophila bipectinata, 2150 nucleotides long. Its product is annotated as dnaJ homolog subfamily C member 11. Lineage: Eukaryota; Metazoa; Arthropoda; Insecta; Diptera; Drosophilidae. Gene Ontology annotation, biological process: cristae formation. The record is from RefSeq and is a predicted model, not a curated record.